ACAUGUUCGGGGUGUCCGGGCGGAUUCAGAAGGAGCGGCAGCGGGCCAGUGGUCUGGGCUCUGUCCAACAGGCUGUGUGCUACCUGAACCAGGACUUCCAGGCUCUGAAGUUGGACUGUACUCAGCGUGGACUUCUCUUUGAAGAUCCCCUGUUCCGGGCAGAGCCGGCCUCAUUGGGUUUCAAGGAGCUUGGACCUUUUACGGCGAAGACACAAGGAGUCGAAUGGAAAAGACCCACCGAACUGAAGCAUGACCCUGACUUCAUUGUGGGCGGGGCCACUAGGACUGACAUCUGUCAAGGAGCCCUGGGGGACUGCUGGCUGCUGGCGGCCAUCGGCUCGCUGACCCUGAACCAGACGCUGCUGCACCGCGUGGUUCCGCACGGACAGAGCUUCAGCUGCGAUUACGCCGGCAUCUUCCACUUCCAGUUCUGGCAGUUCGGUGAGUGGGUGGACGUGGUGAUUGACGACCGUCUGCCCGUCAAAGACGGAGAGCUGAUGUUUGUCCACUCGGCUGAAGGCAGCGAGUUCUGGAGCGCCCUGCUGGAGAAAGCCUAUGCCAAGUUAAACGGCUCCUACGAAGCCUUGUCCGGCGGCAGCACCACCGAAGGAUUUGAGGACUUCACGGGCGGCGUGUCGGAGAUGUACGAGCUGAAAAAGGCUCCCAGAGACCUUCACCGCAUCAUCUCUAAAGCCCUGGAAGGAGGAUCUCUGCUGGGCUGCUCCAUAGACAUCAGCAGCGCCUUUGACAUGGAGGCUGUCACCUUCAAGAAGUUGGUCAAAGGCCACGCGUACUCGGUUACGGGACUCAGACAGGUGGAGUACCGUGGUUGUCAGGAGCGUCUGAUCCGGAUCAGGAACCCCUGGGGUCAGGUUGAGUGGACCGGUGCCUGGAGUGAUAACUCCUCUGAGUGGGAUGCCAUUGACCCGGCGGAGAAACAGGAAGUCCUCUGUCAGGUGGAGGAUGGAGAGUUUUGGAUGUCCUAUCAGGAGUUUCUCCGUCAGUUCUCCAGGUUGGAGAUCUGUAAUCUGACCCCGGACGCUCUCAGUCAGGACUCCACCAGUUUUUGGACCACUGUUAUGUUUGAGGGCAGCUGGAGGAGAGGAAGCACAGCUGGAGGCUGCAGGAACAACCCCAAUACAUUCUGGAUCAACCCUCAGUACAAGAUCAGUUUGCUGGAAGAGGACGAUGACCCCGAGGAUGACGAGGCAGCCUGCAGCUUUCUUGUGGCUCUGAUGCAGAAGGAUCGCCGCCGUUUCCGCCGCCACGGGCAGGAUAUGCAAACUAUCGGCUUCGCCAUCUAUGAGAUUCCUGAGGAGUUCCGAGGCUGUCCGAGUGUCCACCUGAAGAAGGACUUCUUCCUGCGACACUCGUCCUGCGCUCGCUCUGAGACCUUCAUCAACCUGCGUGAGGUGAGUGCUAGGCUCCGCCUCCCACCAGGUGACUACCUCAUCGUCCCUUCGACCUUUGAGCCCAACAAGGAAUCCGACUUUGUCCUGAGGGUUUUCACAGAGAAACAGUCUGAGACUGAGGAGAUGGACGACCAGGUGGUGGCGACCUUUGAUGAUGAGGAGGAGAUCUCAGAGGGUGACGUCGACGAUUCUUUCAGGUCCAUGUUCGCUCAGCUGUCAGGAGAUGACAUGGAGAUCUCAGUCCGAGAGCUCAGGACCAUCCUGAACAGAGUCGUGUCCAAACACAGAGACCUGCAGACAGAUGGAUUCAGCACGGAGUCCUGCAGAGCCAUGAUCAGCCUCCUGGACAAGGAUGGCAGUUCUCGUCUCGGUCUGCUGGAGUUCCAGCUUCUCUGGAACAAGAUCAGGAAGUGGCUGGGAAUCUUCCGCCUCUUCGAUCUGGAUAAAUCGGGCUGCAUGAGUUCCUACGAGAUGCGCCUGGCAUUGGAAAAUGGCGGAUUCCGACUGAAUAACCGUUUGUACCAGGUGCUGGUCGCGCGGUACGCUGACCACGAUGUCAUCGACUUUGACAGCUUCACGUGCUGCCUGCUCAAACUGGAGGCCAUGUUCAAGGCCUUCUGUGAGCUGGACCGCGACGGGACAGGAACUGUCGAGAUGAACAUUGCAGAGUGGCUGUGUUUGACCAUGUGUGGUUAACGGAAAGUCCACGUGUCUACAACAGGAAGACGUCUAUCGAACAAUCCUCAAACACUCCCACACCGUGCUAACACGCUAACCUCUUAGCACUAAAGCAUGUUUAUUCAGACUUGAAUUAUUGAAUGUUUAUUCGUAUC
Messenger RNA from Thalassophryne amazonica, 2245 nucleotides. Its product is annotated as calpain-1 catalytic subunit-like. The transcript is spliced from 21 exons. NCBI's taxonomy places the organism in Eukaryota, Metazoa, Chordata, Actinopteri, Batrachoidiformes, Batrachoididae. Gene Ontology annotation, molecular function: calcium-dependent cysteine-type endopeptidase activity; calcium ion binding. Gene Ontology annotation, cellular component: cytoplasm. The record is from RefSeq and is a predicted model, not a curated record. Gene Ontology annotation, biological process: proteolysis. Bases 3 to 2108 code for a protein of 701 amino acids.